AUGUUAACAUCAAUAAAUAAGAUUAAUAAAUCAAUCAUUAUAAAUAGCAUUAGCAAAAAUGUUAACAAUAUAGCAUCUUACUCAACAGCACCAAAACAACAAAAAAAAUCAAGAAGAAACAAGGGCGAAGAAGAAGAAGGUGGUAAUGACAAUAUUUCAAAAUACGAUAUUAAAGUAUCAAAAGGUUCAUAUCAAAAAAUUAUUUCAGGUUUUACACAAAAAUUUAGACGUCCAGAUCAAAUCAACACUAAAAGAUCAGAAGAAGAAGUUAAAUUAAGAAAAAUCAUUUACGAAUAUGAAAAAUACUCUAAAGAUAUUUCAAAAAGAAGAGAUCAAGAAGAAGUUGAAAAAUUAAGAUACCAAUUUGAUGCUGUUAUGGAAUUACCAGAAGAUCUUAGAAAAAUCGCUUUAUUAGUCGAUACCCGUGACGAACAACCUGAAUUAAUCCAAUUUUUAACUGAUACUCCACCAACCAAAACAAAUCCAAAAGAAAACAUACAAUUAAAGAAAAAAGACCCAACCAUCAAAUCUUCAAAGAAAUUAUUUUUAAAUAAUUCAAAUUAA
Molecule: messenger RNA, 564 nt
Organism: Dictyostelium purpureum
Lineage: Eukaryota; Evosea; Eumycetozoa; Dictyosteliales; Dictyosteliaceae
Exons: 1
Coding region: 1-564 (187 amino acids)
Source: RefSeq, a predicted model, not a curated record